GACUCCUCCACCAGUGGCAUAGUCUCACCGGAAUUCCAGAACCCCGCACACGGAAACCGACUUUUGGGCAGAUUCACCGAGUUACCUUCUCUGCAUGGAAGGCUUGUUGAAUCCCUUCUAGUCCCGAUCUUUUCUUGACCCUUGAAUCGCAAAUACCCAACCCCUCACCAUGCCCACCAUCUCGGUCGACAAGGCCGCACUCUUCAAGGAGCUCGGACGGGAGUAUACCACUGAGGAAUUUGAUGAGCUCUGUUUCGAAUUCGGUAUCGAACUCGAUGAAGAUACAACAGACUCGGAGCGACCAAUCGUGAAUGGACAGCAGGAGCCUCCUCAGCUCAAGAUCGAGAUCCCGGCUAACCGAUAUGACUUGCUUUGCUUCGAGGGGAUUGCCCUCAUGCUUAAUAUCUUUUUGGGCCGGAAGCCUCUGCCCAACUACAAACUAGUUGAGCCCACCAGCGGUGAGCUGCAGAAAAUCAUUGUCAAGGAGGAUACUAUGAAAAUCCGACCUCUGGUCUCUGGCGCUAUCCUACGGAAUAUCAAAUUCGACCAAGCUCGCUAUGAAUCCUUCAUCGCCCUGCAAGACAAGCUCCACCAGAAUCUUGCAAGGCAAAGAACUCUCGUUUCGAUCGGUACUCACGACUUGGAUACGAUACAAGGACCUUUCACCUACGAAGCCUUGCCGCCUAAAGAUAUUAAAUUUAUCCCAUUGAACCAGACCCAGGAAAUGAACGGGGAGGAGUUGAUGAACUUCUACGAGAAAGACAAGCACUUGGGCAAAUUCCUUCACAUUAUCCGCGACUCACCUGUCUACCCCGUCAUCUAUGAUUCGAAGCGGACAGUUUGCUCCCUGCCUCCCAUAAUCAACGGUGACCACUCCAAGAUCACCUUGGAUACUAAGAAUGUUUUCAUCGAGAUCACUGCUCUUGAUAAGACGAAGGUCGAGAUCGUCAACAAGAUCAUGGUUUCGAUGUUCUCCCAAUAUACUUCGGAGCCCUUCACAAUCGAGCCAGUGCAGAUUGUCUCGGACCACAACGGCGAGACUAGAAUCACGCCGGAUAUCGCUCCUCGCACAACCCAGGCAGAAGUUUCUUAUAUCAACGAGUGCUGUGGCUUGGAGCUCUCUGCGGAGGAAAUUUCGAAGAUCCUCACCAAGAUGGCCUAUAGCGCUAGGCCCUCGGCAACACCCGGCUUGAUUGAUGUAGACGUUCCCCCAACUCGCGCUGAUGUUCUGCAUCAGGCAGACAUUAUGGAGGAUGUCGCUAUUGCUUACGGUUUCAACAAUCUGCCACGGUCCUUCCCAAGCAAGUCUGGCACCAUUGCUCAGCCCCUACCAAUUAACAAGCUCACCGACAUUGUCCGAACGGAGGCUGCAAUGGCAGGCUGGUCUGAGGUAUUGCCUCUUAUCCUCUGCUCCCAUGACGAGAACUUCGCCUGGCUCAACCGCAAAGAUGAUGGCAAUACUGCCGUUAAGCUGGCCAACCCCAAGACAUUGGAAUUCCAAGUCGUCCGCACAAGUCUUCUGCCUGGUCUCCUGAAGACUAUCCGUGAAAACAAGCACCACACGGUCCCCAUGAAGAUCUUCGAAGUCAGCGAUGUGGCGUUCAAGGACCUUUCCCUCGAGCGUAAGAGCCGUAACGAGAGACACUUUGCCGCUGCUUGGUACGGCAAGAACAGUGGAUUCGAGGUCGUCCACGGUCUUCUGGACCGCGUUAUGUCCAUGCUCAAGAGCGCUUUCAUCACAGGCGAGGAGGGUCUCGAAAACCCCGAUAUGAGCGACUCUCAGUACUGGAUUGAGGAGCUUGACGAGCCAACCUACUUCCCUGGUCACGCUGCCUCCGUCCACGUGCGCAUCGGCGGAAAAGAGCACGUCAUUGGUGCUUUCGGUAUCCUGCAUCCUACAGUAUUGGAGAAGUACGAGCUGAAAUAUCCCGUCAGCACUCUGGAGCUCAACAUCGAGGCUUUCCUAUAAGCCAUGGUAUUAGAUCUCGGAAGGAGUGCGUAGAUUUUGGAUGUCUCAUGGUUCAGAUAUAUGUUUAGAGAUAGCUGAUGUCAUGAAUGAGCAUUAUAAAACGAAAUAAAAGUGAAAUUAAGAUACAAGUGCUAUUAUCAAUACUAUGUCAAAAGCAAAUCCAUGUCUUGUAAUCAAGAGGCUAAGGCGUCGGUUGAUACUGCAAUGCCGUGACACUGCGGGACUACACAAUGAUUAGAUAAAUAACCGCAAGCGCUUUCACUCUAAACUGCUACAAGAUUUGAUUACGUCUGUCCCAGGAGACUUAGAUUCGUGUCACAUAAUGAACCGUUAAAGCUUUUUUAUUUGC
Molecule: messenger RNA, 2318 nt
Organism: Aspergillus alliaceus
Lineage: Eukaryota; Fungi; Ascomycota; Eurotiomycetes; Eurotiales; Aspergillaceae
Product: phenylalanine--tRNA ligase subunit beta
Exons: 9
Coding region: 170-1969 (599 amino acids)
Biological process (GO): phenylalanyl-tRNA aminoacylation
Cellular component (GO): cytoplasm; phenylalanine-tRNA ligase complex
Molecular function (GO): phenylalanine-tRNA ligase activity; magnesium ion binding; RNA binding
Source: RefSeq, a predicted model, not a curated record